AUGACUGACUCGGAGAAUACCUCGGUUCUCGAACAAAUGGUCAACCCUGGCAAAUCUGAUGGUGACGUGCUUGACAUUGUGCACGACGGGGACAUGGUCAUUAAAGUCGGCAACGAUGCAGACGCACGCCUUCUUCGCGUCUCAAGUCAGGCCCUGAAAAGACAUUCAAAGUAUUUCGAAGCUCUUCUCGGUGCGAACUGGGGGUUAUCAGACAAGAAAUUCACAGUGAGCUCUCCCUUGGCCGUCGAUGAAGAUUACGAACUCGGCUUCUUCGUCUUCAUGCUUAUCGUGCACGCGCAGAUAUUCAGCGACCCGCAAGUCGUGUCCAAGAUAAGGCUCAAGCAUCUCAAAACCCUGGCAAUCCAUGUGGACAAGUACAUGUAUCACGGCGGCAUUCCAACAUACAUCAUUGAACGCCUCGAUGAACAUAUCGCAGAAAACCACGUCUCCGCGAUUCCGAAGAUAGAGUCAUUGGGCACCAUCUUUUCCAUCUCAUACCUGCUCAAUCUCGAUCCCCUUUUCACCAGAGCUUCAAGGCAGAUGAUGUGGUGGUUGGUAGCGAAGGAUCUUCCGUACUUCAUUUCCCCUGAAAUGAUACAACUACUGCCUGUCGACAUCUUCGCGGAAUUCGACAAGGAGAGUCACCGUCUACGCUCAGCCCUUCUCAAAAGCCUCCCGGCAGUCUUCUACCCUGAACCGCACAGUGGUUCAACCGAAGGAGACAAAUGGUGGUGCGAGAAAUGCGACGCCGUCCCGCACGAUCAGCGAUGGAUGCAGGAAGUCAUCAGCAAAUCCGCAAUGUGGAAUGCCGAGCAAAAAACCCCCCUGAUGACCUUUAUCGGGAGGCUGUUCUCGUGCUACCUGUAUGACAUGGAGUCGAUGGACAAUUCGCGAGAGUCGAUGCCAGACGGCCACUUGAGGGCGUGUGGUCAUUUCAAGCCGAGAUACAUCGACGUGAAUCAUGCCGAGAUGCUGCAAGAUGUGUUCAAGGCCAUGGGAGGGGUGUGCCUCCACUGCUUCAGAGCCGGUCGGUUCAAUCGACCCAUUGCCAGCGACACGCGAUAA
Molecule: messenger RNA, 1065 nt
Organism: Exophiala xenobiotica
Lineage: Eukaryota; Fungi; Ascomycota; Eurotiomycetes; Chaetothyriales; Herpotrichiellaceae
Exons: 2
Coding region: 1-1065 (354 amino acids)
Source: RefSeq, a predicted model, not a curated record